Molecule: messenger RNA, 1397 nt
Organism: Jatropha curcas
Lineage: Eukaryota; Viridiplantae; Streptophyta; Magnoliopsida; Malpighiales; Euphorbiaceae
Product: Chaperone DnaJ-domain superfamily protein
Source: RefSeq, a predicted model, not a curated record
CCAGCUUCUGGAGACUUCUUGAGCCUUAGCUCUUAGGAAGCAGAGGAGGAAAUACUCUUUUUCUCUUUUAUUUUCUCCUCUCUUCAAUCUUUACCCCUACGAAAUAAACUACGGCUAAGGUUCCGUGUUCUUCCUUCAAUAAAGAUGUAAUCUUUUUCUGUGUUUGAUAUAGCAUUUAUAUAUAUACAUAUAUAUAUAUAGAUGGGCUUCUGUUUGAUCUCUGUUUUAGGUUCUGGGUUAGUUUAAUUUGUCGACAAGAAAAAAUCUUUGUGGUUUUUGGUUUUGGUGUGGGUUUUGAUUAUUUGAGGAGAAGAAAUGGCUAAUGGAAAAGAUGAAAGCAAAAGCAAAGACUUCUAUCAAGUACUUGGGUUGAAUAAGGAAUGCACAGCAACAGAGCUGAAGAAUGCUUAUAGGAAACUUGCACUGAGAUGGCACCCAGAUCGCUGUUCAGCUUCCGGAAAUUCAAAGUUUGUAGAAGAAGCAAAACAAAAUUUUCAGGCAAUACAACAGGCCUACUCCGUUCUAUCUGACGCCAACAAGAGGUUUCUGUACGAUGUAGGUGCUUAUGACAGUGAUGACGACGAAAAUGGCAUGGGUGAUUUUCUGAAUGAAAUGGCAGUUAUGAUGAGCCAAACAAAGCCUAAUGAAAAUGGAGAGGAGAGUUUUGAGGAUUUACAAGUGUUAUUUGAAGAAAUGUUUCAAGAGGACAUUGAGUCAUUUGGGGUUGGCUAUGAAGCUGCUGCUGCUGCUAAUAACUCUUCUCCUUAUAUGUCAAAAUUUAGUGAAAGUUCCAGCUCAAAUCACAAUCGAAAUUCCUCUAAGAUGAAGAAUUUAGUUGAGUCUAAAGCAGAGGACUCUCUUGGCUUUGGUUCUCACUUUCAGAAAUUUUGCGUCGGGACAGGCGGAACACCAAAAAAAUUUCAAGAAGCGGAAGGGAGCAAGAGGAGAAAUUCAAGGAGAAGCCGGCGGUAGGAGAUGGAGGAAUAGUGGCAGGAAACAAAAAGUUCCUGACCAUAGUAUUUCUGCUUCAUGAUUAAUGAUGCACUAUUAACUCUGCAAGUGUACCUAAUUAAUGUACCAUAUUUUGCUUCGUGACGGAAACGGAGAUUAGAUUAGAUUAGAAAAGAAAAGGAAAAGCUCAUUGGCAAAAUGUUUGAUCAUCUCAAAAGGUUGAAGAAGGAAGCAAAAACAUAAUCAUCAAUUCCAUGGAAGCUGAAAACCAACCUCAAUCAGUCUUUAUCUAGGGUUUCUUAGAAACAGCAAAAUGCCAUUCAUUAACUGGUACCAUUUGUGCCUGUAGUUGUCUUCUUGCUCCUAACUCUUUAGCCUCUUUGAUGGUUCUUGUAUGUGAUUGAAGGGUAAUGAAAUAUUUCUUUUAGUCUUUCUAUUGCUGUUAA